CCGGAGUCCCGCGCAAGGGCCGGGGACUCGGCGCGGCUGCCAGGCGCGGGGACGCGGGGUCGCGGCUCGGCAGCUGCCGGGCUCUUUCCGAGCCGUCCCUGACAGAAUAACGUGCGUGGCUGUCCCCACCCCUGGGAGGGGUUGCUGGUACCGCGAGCUGCCGCCCAGUUUGCAGCUCUCUACUGGGAGGAUCCGCCACUGGGAGGAAGGAGGAGAAUCAACCUGGCCAAGGCGCAGAAGUGGCUGGCAAGGAAGCCGGCGCCGGGGGCCGCCUCGUGUCCCCUCGGGGCGCAGUGCUCGAGGAUCCGCAGGCCGGAGCAGAGGCGCGGCUGGGGGCUCCGGGGCGGCUGGGCCGAGAGCCCUGCUGGACGCACUGUCCCCCGGGGUCAGCCGGGCUGUCCCCUGCGCCCCGCGGGGCCCGGGAGCCCCGGGACGCCGGCUGGAAGCGACGGAGGACUGCUGCCCGCGGGUUGCGAGCGAACAACGUCCCUCUCGAAAGCAGAUUCUGCUAUGACAGUUGGGUUCCCCAAGAGGUUAACCUGGUGUCCUCCGGAAAGUUGUUGACGAGCCGGGAGCCCUUGUAGGGGCCGCGGCAACGCGGCUCGGGGGUGGGGGGGCGGUCGUGGCUCGGUGGAGCCUGCGUGGCCGGGGGGCUUCUGGGGGUGUGCGCCCCCAGCCGGCUGCCCUCGUGGAUGCCUCCCGGCGGCGGCGGGCCCAUGAAAGACUGCGAGUACAGUCAGAUCAGCACCCACAGCUCCUCCCCCAUGGAGUCGCCCCACAAGAAGAAGAAAAUUGCGGCCCGGAGGAAAUGGGAAGUGUUCCCGGGAAGAAACAAGUUCUUUUGCAACGGGAGGAUCAUGAUGGCCCGGCAGACGGGCGUCUUCUACCUGACGCUCAUCCUCAUCCUGGUCACUAGCGGACUCUUCUUUGCCUUCGACUGUCCGUACCUAGCGGUGAAAAUCACCCCUGCCAUCCCUGUGGUUGGUGGAAUCCUGUUCUUCUUUGUGAUGGGGACCCUGCUUCGCACCAGCUUCAGUGACCCCGGAGUCCUCCCACGAGCCACACCUGAUGAGGCCGCCGACCUGGAAAGGCAAAUAGGUAACACUGAAGAUAUCGCAAAUGGCAGCAGUUCAGGGGGGUACCGCCCACCUCCCAGAACCAAAGAAGUCAUCAUCAAUGGCCAGACUGUGAAACUUAAGUACUGUUUCACCUGCAAGAUUUUCCGACCCCCUCGCGCCUCCCACUGCAGCCUGUGCGAUAACUGCGUAGAACGGUUUGAUCACCACUGUCCCUGGGUAGGCAACUGUGUGGGGAAAAGAAACUACAGAUUUUUUUAUAUGUUUAUUUUAUCCCUGUCUUUUCUGACAGUCUUUAUAUUUGCAUUCGUUAUCACCCACGUCAUUCUUCGUUCACAGCAAACAGGAUUCCUCAAUGCCCUUAAGGACAGUCCUGCAAGCGUGCUGGAGGCCGUGGUGUGUUUCUUCUCUGUCUGGUCCAUUGUUGGCCUCUCAGGUUUCCACACGUACUUGAUCAGCUCCAACCAGACAACGAAUGAAGAUAUUAAAGGAUCUUGGUCAAAUAAAAGAGGUAAAGAAAAUUACAAUCCCUACAGCUAUGGAAAUAUCUUUACAAAUUGCUGUGUUGCCCUAUGUGGGCCCAUUUCUCCGAGCCUGAUUGACAGAAGAGGGUACAUCCAGCCUGACACCCCACAGCCAGCAGCGCCCUCCAACGGGAUCACCAUGUACGGGGCCAUGCAGUCACAGAGCGACAUGGCCGCAGCCACACCCCUGCUGCAGAGCGAGCCUAGUCUCACCAGCGAUGAGAUACACCUCCCGGGGAAGCCGGGCCUGGGCACACCGUGCACCAGCCUGACACUGGGCCAGCCCACACCACCCUCCUCUAUGCCCAACCUCACUGCCGAGGCCACGCUGUCAGACAUUCUCCCCCUGAAGGACGAGCAUGGGGGCCACCAGUUCCUGACUCCAGACGAGGCGCCCUCACCACCCAGGAUGCUGGGAUCGGGCAGCCCUCUCACCCACAGCCGUACCAUGCACGUGCUGGGCCUGGCCAGCCAGGACUCUCUACAUGAAGACUCUGUGCGCGGCCUGGUGAAGCUCAGCUCCGUGUAACCCGAGUGGUGGCCCUGAGACCACAGGGCUCCUCCACAGGCAGAGGGAGCCAGCAGAGGAUGUGCCUGCAGCAGGGAGAUAACAGCCCCAGGCCUGGGAUACAAAGACCAUGAAGAAAGCCAAAACACCCCUGUCUGAUGGCAAAGAGCAGACAGGGCCCAGAUCCUCCGAGCUUAAUGUUAUUUGAAAUUUCUUCCCCACCUUGAGCACAUUGACAAAAAUGAACACACAGAGAAGUGGCUGUUUGCAGGUAUUUGGGAUCUGCAGAGUAGGCCUGGGGUGGAAGGACCCUCACUGGGUAGAGUGGAGCCUGGGAGGGAAAGAAGCUGCCUCGAUGCUAAGCUGCCCGGGUGCUGUGCCAUCUGCUGCCCUUGGGACAGACACACAGAAGAUUCCUGAUACUUGAGGCCAGACUGAAAUUGCACUCGAGUGUUAUGCUACUAAUAUUUGAAACAGACAUGCCAUUCCAUUUGUUAAUUUAAAAAAAAAAAUCCUAAAGGGAAAAAAAACCUGACCAGAUGUGGAUUUGCAUGCCACACUACAGUCUGUGUUACAGUGGUGUUGGUAUUCCAAAGGAAAUGCUGCUUUCUUUCUUUUUUUAAUUUUGUGGAUUCUCAAGUGCUGUUUUGUUAGAAGACAGCACAACAGACUGAGCCUAAUGGGCAACGCCAUCGUCUGCUUACCCAGCUUCGUUAGACGAGAAGUGGCGGGCAGCACAUGGGCUGCAGAGGGCUGCGGGUUCAUCCUGUCCAGGACAAGUUAACCUUCUGUUCUGUAGUUAGAUGAGGUAUUGUGUUGUGCCCCCCACUGCAGUCUUCACCUCCUCGUGUGAUGAACUUACCAUGGACAGCCAAUAAAAUGAUGUCCUCUGUUA
Molecule: messenger RNA, 3003 nt
Organism: Heterocephalus glaber (naked mole-rat)
Lineage: Eukaryota; Metazoa; Chordata; Mammalia; Rodentia; Bathyergidae
Gene: Zdhhc14
Product: zDHHC palmitoyltransferase 14
Biological process (GO): peptidyl-L-cysteine S-palmitoylation; protein targeting to membrane
Cellular component (GO): Golgi apparatus; endoplasmic reticulum
Molecular function (GO): protein-cysteine S-palmitoyltransferase activity
Source: RefSeq, a predicted model, not a curated record